Messenger RNA from Paramecium sonneborni, 498 nucleotides. The record is from the annotation of a GenBank genome assembly. Lineage: Eukaryota; Ciliophora; Oligohymenophorea; Peniculida; Parameciidae.
AUGGAUUUCCAAAAGAAUAAAUUAGGUACACUACAAAAGAAAAGCCCUCAAGUUGAAGCAUUCGUAAGUUUCAUUGAUAAAAAUUGCUCUUUAGUUAUUAUAGCUGAACCAAUAUUUAUCCCAAAGCAAAGCUAUUAGAUUGAUAAAGUAUUUUAUUUAGCAAAUAUUAUUCAUGAAAAGUUAAACUUUGUAAUAUACUACAAAGAAAAAGAUGAUUUGUCCUAUUAUGAUGAACCAAAAGUCGGUUUGUUUAUUAACAAAUUUUAAGAACAAGCAGAAAUGCGUAUAGAUAAUUUUUGCAAAUAAUUUUAAUCUUAAGAGGGAUUCUAUUUAAAGUCGACUAUUGCUAAUUUUGAAAAAAUUUAUGAUACUCUUAGUCGAGCAACUUUAGUUAUCCAAAACUUUCAGAAAAUUUUAGAGAAAAAUUAUGAUAAUGAAGAAGCUUAUGUUUCCAUUUAUGAUGAGACUAUUGAUUGGAUUAAAAAUUUAGCCAUAUGA